AUGCUGUAUGCAAUAGCUUACUUUCAUUUUAGUGUUAUUGUAGCAACAUCUGAGCUGAGUACACCACCUGUGUUUGAUAAAGAUUUAGAAAUACAAGCCGAUCCACCGGGAUGGGGAGCGCAUUCCAGUUUCAGGAGCAUUGGGAAGAUGUUCAGGAAACUAGUAGUUAUUGUUGUGCUCGUUACGCUCGUCCAGAACGCAUCAGGUAAUCCUAUAGAUAACAACAGAAAUGCACCGAAGGCGCCUCCACGUGAAAUCAUUCAAUAUCUAAACUGCUCUGACUUGAAAAAAUAUUCAUUGGCGGAAGAUACCAUUCAACUGAGUCAUCUCAACAUUAUAGCAGCGGACAACCCAUGUAUUAUGAAAGCUUCGGUAAUUAUUCUGAAGAACAAUAUUUUUCCCGGUCACGGAUAUGCUUAUAACAUAACUGGAAAGAGAAUCGUAAUGGAUAAUAAUGAAUUCAAAGGACCUGAACAAAACCAUUACGUAGUUGGAAAUAAUGUACAUCUAGAAAACAAUACCUAUCAAGGCAACCUCCAAGUACAUGAAGUAGAAAACUAA
Messenger RNA from Danaus chrysippus (African queen), 561 nucleotides. The record is from the annotation of a GenBank genome assembly. NCBI's taxonomy places the organism in Eukaryota, Metazoa, Arthropoda, Insecta, Lepidoptera, Nymphalidae.